Molecule: messenger RNA, 768 nt
Organism: Emys orbicularis (European pond turtle)
Lineage: Eukaryota; Metazoa; Chordata; Testudines; Emydidae
Gene: SRD5A2
Product: steroid 5 alpha-reductase 2
Exons: 5
Coding region: 1-768 (255 amino acids)
Biological process (GO): steroid metabolic process
Cellular component (GO): membrane
Molecular function (GO): 3-oxo-5-alpha-steroid 4-dehydrogenase activity
Source: RefSeq, a predicted model, not a curated record
AUGCAAUGCUCCCCGAGCCUGGUGCUCGCCCUCAGCUCCCUCCUGGGCGCCCUGGGCUUCCUGCUGCUCUGCCUCAACCUCCGUGCCCCGGCCAGGUACGGGAAACACCAGGAGAAGCCGGGCAAGCCCUGGGCCGGGGUGCCUGCCCGCUGCGCCUGGUUCCUGCAGGAGCUCCCCUCCUUCUUGGUGCCCGCGCUGCUGCUGGCGCUGCGCAGCCCGCCCCGCCUGGAGCCCCUGGGCUGCCGGCUGCUCUGCGGCAUGUUCUGCGGGCACUACUUCCAGAGGACGUUUAUUUACUCAUUCUUCACGAGAGGCAGACCUUUCCCACUGCAGAUACUACUCUUUGGCAUGCUAUUCUGUAUCUAUAAUGGUUUCCUUCAAGGGUACUACAUGAUUUACUGCGCUCAAUACCCAAAAGAUUGGUUCAGUGACUUCAGAUUUACAUCAGGUGUUCUGUUGUUUUUGUUUGGCAUGGGAAUCAAUAUUCACAGUGACAUCCUGCUACGCCAGCUAAGGAAACCUGGAGACUAUACUUACAAGAUUCCACAAGGGGGACUGUUCACAUAUGUAUCUGGAGCUAAUUUCUUUGGUGAGAUAGUGGAAUGGUUUGGCUAUGCCAUAGCAACCUGGUCCAUACCAGCCUUUGCAUUUGCACUUUUUACACUGUGCUUCAUUGGGCCACGUGCUUAUCACCAUCACAGGUACUAUCUCAGGAUGUUUACAGACUAUCCAAAAUCAAGGAAAGCCCUGAUUCCUUUCAUUUUUUAA